This is a messenger RNA of Candoia aspera, 2736 nucleotides long. RefSeq names its product LIM homeobox 1 (gene LHX1). Gene Ontology annotation, molecular function: zinc ion binding; DNA-binding transcription factor activity, RNA polymerase II-specific; RNA polymerase II transcription regulatory region sequence-specific DNA binding. The transcript has 5 exons. Gene Ontology annotation, biological process: regulation of transcription by RNA polymerase II; neuron differentiation. The coding region runs from base 1 to 1221 and encodes 406 amino acids. NCBI's taxonomy places the organism in Eukaryota, Metazoa, Chordata, Lepidosauria, Squamata, Candoiidae. Gene Ontology annotation, cellular component: nucleus. The record is from RefSeq and is a predicted model, not a curated record.
AUGGUUCACUGCGCCGGUUGCAAAAGACCCAUCCUGGACCGCUUCCUGCUCAACGUCUUAGACCGGGCUUGGCACGUGAAAUGCGUCCAGUGUUGUGAAUGUAAAUGUAACUUGACCGAGAAAUGCUUCUCCAGAGAGGGAAAACUCUACUGUAAAAACGACUUCUUUAGGUGUUUUGGUACAAAGUGUGCCGGCUGCGCGCAGGGCAUCUCCCCCAGCGACUUGGUCCGAAGGGCCAGGAGCAAAGUCUUUCAUUUGAACUGUUUCACUUGCAUGAUGUGCAACAAACAACUGUCGACCGGCGAGGAACUUUAUAUCAUCGAUGAGAACAAAUUUGUCUGCAAAGAAGAUUAUCUGAGCAACAGCAACCCUGCCAAAGAGAACAGUUUGCACUCAGCCACAACCGGUAGUGACCCCAGCCUGUCCCCAGAUUCCCAGGACCCCUGCCAGGAUGACGCCAAGGAUUUGGAAAGUGCCAAUAUCUCCGAUAAGGAGGUGGGCAGCAAUGAGAAUGAUGACCAAAACUUGGGGGCCAAACGGAGAGGCCCCCGCACCACCAUCAAGGCCAAGCAACUGGAGACCCUCAAAGCAGCUUUUGCUGCCACCCCAAAGCCCACCCGGCAUAUCCGUGAGCAGCUGGCCCAGGAGACGGGCCUCAACAUGCGUGUCAUCCAGGUUUGGUUCCAGAACAGGCGCUCCAAGGAAAGGCGCAUGAAACAGCUGAGCGCGCUAGGGGCCCGCAGGCAUGCUUUUUUCCGCAGCCCCCGCCGCAUGAGACCGCUGGUGGACCGUUUGGAGCCGGGCGAGCUCAUCCCCAACGGGCCCUUUUCUUUCUAUGGAGAUUAUCAGAGCGAAUAUUACGGACCCGGGAGCAAUUAUGAUUUUUUCCCACAAGGACCUCCCUCUUCUCAAGCCCAGACUCCAGUUGAUCUCCCCUUCGUACCCUCCUCAGGACCAUCAGGAACCCCACUCGGGGGAAUGGACCACCCUUUACCAGGACAUCACCCUUCUAGCGAAGCUCAGCGUUUCACAGACAUCAUGUCCCAUCCUCCUGGAGACUCUCCUAGUCCAGAACCCAAUUUACCUGGUUCAUUGCACUCCAUGUCAGCAGAAGUCUUCGGACCAAGUCCUCCAUUCUCCUCGAUAUCUGUCAACGGCAGUGGUAACUACGGUAACCACUUGUCGCAUCCACCUGAAAUGAAUGAGGCUGUUGUAUGGUAGCUUUAAACACCAGGACUUGGUUUUGAAGGCAUGGGCCAACCAACGUCCAUCCUGCUGAUACUGAGAUGUAUAGAAAUGAGUUCAAAGAAAUAGACUUUUUUUCCUUCUGCCUUGCAUUUGUUUCUUUCUUUUUUUCUCUCACUUGGCUUAAUAUUGGGAGUUAAUUGAAUAAUUCAAAGCCCAGGGAAAUUUUGCUAUAAACUGGGGGACAAUCUUAACACUAUAGAAUGAAGACAGACUUUUUUUGUACUGAGUGAAAAAGACACUGAUGAAGCGGAUGGGUUUCGAUACUGCAAUAUAUUAUGGGAUGGCAUAUACUUGGAUGCCCAUGUUCACUACACAGUCCUUCUAGGAAUCCAGAGGAAUAUCUUUCCACCAGGAAAAGAAACUAGUAUUGAAUAAAAGCAAGCCAAGGUCAAUAAGAAGAAGGGGAGGGAAAACGAACAGCUUAAAAGAAUUCUAGCGAUUUAAAAAAUUAUGAUUUUAUUGCUUUGUUAAGUUUGCCUCUGAAAGUUGAACAGAGUCCACGAUGAACAGACUUUUUAAGCCUCUGAAAUGCCUGACAGGCAGAUGAAAUGUAGUUUAUUUUAUUGUUCUUUUGGGAAGGGUUUCUGGGUUCAGGGGGUGACCAGAGUAACAAAUAUUUAAAUGUUAAAUCAACUUUUCUACCUUCUCCAAGCAACACACACCAAUAAUCCUCAAAACCCAGAAGUCCGGCUUGACUUCUACGUUUAAAAAAAGAAUGACUUGAAAGAAUGAAUAAAGUGUUCUACCUUCACAAAAAUAAAAGCUAAACAAACAAACAAACAAAAAUAAAGACUCUAUGGAACUAGAAAAAAAACAGUCAACUGUUUACGUCGAAUAUUAAAAUUCAGGAUCUCAAUGUUUUACAAAAAAUAAUCCUGUUUUAGAACCUCUUGUUCAAAAGCAAAAGUAUUUUGAGCAAUCAACCAAAAUAGUUCAUCUUUUUUUUUUCCUUCUAUUUUUUUUUCUGUAGAUGUAAUAAGACAGUACAGGGCUUGUGUUUCACUGUGCUAGUUUGUUGCGGUGGUGUUUACAGAAGGCAAAGAAGACAUACCUUUAAAAUCAGACAGUUGCCAAAUAAAACAAUUCUAUAGCACAAAAUACUCUUUGGGGUUGUUGGUACCCACAGGCCAGGAAAAUCUUUUAAACAAAGUGUUAUAAGGUUAAGGGGGAAAAAUUAACAUCUUUGCUAAUGUUUAGUCCUGUUCAACGUUAAUGGAAUUGUUAAUAUGACUUAUAUAGACCCACACAGGUUUUAUUUUUGUGUCUUUAAAAGAAAAAAAGUCCAAAAUAUUUAAAUUUUAUGAUCAAAUAUGCAGUCAGCAGCUGCUACUUUUUUCUUUAUAUAUUAAAUUUCUCAUAGGUCUUUUAUUGUUCAAAUAAAACUAAGCUUGUGUGACCUCCAGUGCAUAUUAGACCAUUCACUGUAUGAAAGGGGGAAAAAGUUGGAUUAAAAAAUUUGUGAAUUUUUAAUAAAACUAGAAAAUCUGA